This is a messenger RNA of Trichomonas vaginalis G3, 323 nucleotides long. Its product is annotated as organellar and viral DNA polymerase type B. The annotation marks the transcript as partial. The record is from RefSeq and is a predicted model, not a curated record. NCBI's taxonomy places the organism in Eukaryota, Parabasalia, Trichomonadida, Trichomonadidae. The transcript has a single exon.
AUGUCAACAAUCGGCACAACAACACUUCAAACAACAGCACCAAACUCGUUAGUCAUGAAUCCAACAUCUAUGUUAGUAGAGAUGAAAAGCUUCAUUCCUUCUUCAUAUACUUUCGAAACAAAAAUCCAGAAGAUAAAGCAGGAACUUUUAACAAGUACUUUGGACUGUUGUGCGAAAGAUGAAACAAAUGAACAGUAUCUUUAUGAAAUGCAGGACAUUAUUGACCAUUUACCCAAAUUGCCUGAAAUUCAGCAGCAAAAGCUCACUAUUCCUGAAUUCGAUGAAAUAGAAGUCAAAGCAACUGACUCAGUAGAAAUAAAGAA